CUUCCAGUGCCCAAACUGUCGUCAGCAGGUCAGGCUGCCAGUACUAAGAGCGUCACAGGUUUGCCAGACAAUCUUAGUCAUUAGAAUAAGUGAGCACUAUGUGUGAAAGGCUCCAACAGCAAGCCAAACUGUCAAAAGAAAAGAGAGAACUGCCCCUGUCUGGACACAGGUGCAACUUUCACCCCUCAGUGUCAGUAUUGGGACAUGUGACGGCCCAGUCUCUCCCAUCUACACCAACCCAAGCAGAGAGGGUGACAUUUGGAGGAUAUGGCUCAGGAACAGGACAACUCAAAUAUCCUUCCGGUGUUACAGUAUCAGAGGAUGGUGAGAUUUUUAUAGCAGACCUUAGGAACCAGAGGAUCCAAGUCUUCACCCUGCAGGGAACAUCUGUGAGACAGUUCCGUACAGUUGUAUCAGGACAAGACAUAGAGCCAUAUAAUGUGGCCAUAGACGGGAAAGGGAACCUGUGGGUGGUGGGGAACACAGAGACUACUGCGUUUGUAGUACAAUACACCAAACAGGGUGAAAUGCUGAGGAAGUUUGAUGUACAGAAGACAGGGUGGGACAGAGGAGUUGCCGUGGACACCAGGAGGAACCACAUCCUCAUCACACAAACCACAGGAGACUGGCCAAACCUACGAGGCGAGGUGCAGGUGUUCAGGCCAGAUGGGACACUUGUGAGAACUGUGGGUCAGCAGCAGGGGAUGAAGCGUCCCUGGUACAUCACUGUGGACGGGGAAGAAAACAUUCUUGUGUCAGACUUGUGCAAUCAUUGUGUCUAUGUGUUCAACGAGGACGGACAGUUUCUGUUCAAGUUUGGAGGUGAGGGAAGUGGCAAAGGUCAGCUGUUGCAUCCAUUUGGCAUCUGUACAGACAGGGCAGGUAACAUCUUUGUAAUAGACAGGGGAAACAGCCGUGUGGAGAUGUUUGACAAGACAGGAAAAUUCGUCAAACACAUCGCUAUGGGCGUAAAGGAGCCACAGGCUGUUGCCAUGACAACACAGGGACAGGUGGUAGUGACCUCUUGCAGAAACCACACAGUCACCGUAUUUCCCAACUUCUGAAUCUGAGUACAUUGUAGGAAAGGCAAAGAAAUGCUCAAUAUAUGAUCCACUGCUGUCACAUCUAAUGUGACAUUUGAUAAACUCAUUCCUUGACAAAUACUAUGAUGCUGUAUACUUGACCCAGUGUUCUCUGAGACAGGUUCAGUGAACGAUAAAGAUCUCAUCCAAGCUAUUCUUGGACCAGUCUGAAAUGACAAAGGCUCUGUCUGUAUAUACAGGUCAUUGACCUUGGUGUACACAUCUUUAAAUCCUACUGACCUAAGCCUGUUCUGUACAGUACCCAGUGUUCUUUGAAACAGGUUCAGUGAAGGAUUUAGAUCUCACCCUAGGGCAACCCGUGCUGUGCAGGUACAUUGUAAUUAUCUAAUUAUGCAAGCCAGGUGAGCAACAACUGUUGGGAUUUGAACUCUUGACUUUUGGUACAGAACCGUAGUCAGUUCCUGUGCAUUGUAACCUGAUUACUAUAAAUGCAUUUAAGUUCGCAGGGAUUUAAAUUCGUGGAAGCGGAAAAAUGGAGUGU
Molecule: messenger RNA, 1584 nt
Organism: Branchiostoma floridae (Florida lancelet)
Lineage: Eukaryota; Metazoa; Chordata; Leptocardii; Amphioxiformes; Branchiostomatidae
Product: tripartite motif-containing protein 3-like
Exons: 1
Coding region: 99-1064 (321 amino acids)
Cellular component (GO): extracellular region
Molecular function (GO): protein binding
Source: RefSeq, a predicted model, not a curated record